GGCGCGCACAUGACCGACGCGUUAGGCUGUUUUUAGAAUAAACUAUUACUUGAAGGUAUUUUGCCAAGGGCAUUAAAUUUAUAUCGGUUUGGAUGGACGUAUGCCAGGCUGGAGGAUAACUACGGCAGUUAAAGUUCCGCGAAUGCACCUGUAUUGAUACGCGGUUACUUUCAGCUCUGCAUUCCGCUACCAGUCAUUCCACCUGGCGGUUGGAUGAAAACAUCAUCUGUGUUCUAAAAUUUGGAAAGAUGAUGUAUGAGAAAGAUGAUGGCGUGGGAUGUGCCUCCGGCUUAAUAGCCAUGCUUAAGAGGUUUUUUCUCCGCUAUGCCAAGGCUAACGACAGUGGUAAUUUAAGGACAAAGAAUCCCCCUGCCAAGCUAAGGAAGGAGGACUUUGAAUUCGUUCGCACACUUGGUACUGGUGGUUUUGGCCGUGUUAUUUUGGCAAUUCCUAAAGGUAUUGACGGAAUCACCGAGCCUUGUGCUAUUAAGCGCCUUAAGAAGCAUUCUCUGAUUGUUCAGAAGCAGGUUGACCACGUGGUAUCUGAAAAGAAGCUUCUUUCCAGCGUUAACCAUCCUUUCAUUGUGAACAUGCUUGGUACUUUUAAGGAUCCUCAUUAUCUUUACAUCGUUAUGGAAUGUGUUUUUGGAGGUGAUUUCUUUGGUUAUUUGCGUAGUGUUGACAAGUUGGAGAGUGAAUCUGCUAUGUUUUAUGCUGCUCAGAUUACUUGCAUUUUUGACUAUAUGCAUUCACACAACAUCAUUUACCGUGAUUUGAAGCCCGAAAAUCUGCUUGUUGGUAGUGAUGGAUACUUGAAGUUGACUGAUUUCGGUUUUGCUAAGGUUGUGGAGCUCCGUACAUACACGCUUUGUGGAACGCCUGAGUACCUGGCCCCUGAAAUUCUGCUAAAUAAAGGACACGGCAAAGCUGUGGACUGGUGGACACUGGGCAUUUUAAUAUAUGAAAUGCUUGUUGGUUACCCACCAUUCUAUAACGAGGACCCUAUGGGCAUAUACAAGAAGAUUUUGGAUUGUCGUUUGGUAUUUCCCCGUAACUAUGACCCUGACGCAAAAGCGCUUACCAAGCAACUUCUCACUUUUGAUCCUUCUAAGCGCAUUGGUAACUUGCACAAAGGGGCUAAGGAUAUCAUUGCUAGUCAAUGGUUUGCGAAGAUGGACUUCGACAAACUGUUGCAAAAGAAGUUAACUCCACCUUAUGUUCCUGAGUUGAAAGGUAAAAAUGACACCACGAAAUUUGGUACAUAUCCCGACUCAGUUGAGGUACCGCGUGCGGUUGAAGGCAAAGCAGAUCCUUUUGACAACUGGUGAUAUGGUUUUCGGUUUAAAACACGUAAAAUAUUUCGUGAUAAUGUUUAAUGUUUCUUAUACAUUGCUUAUAUGUAUGGUUAAUAUUGGUGUGUGCGAUGUGUAACAAAGG
Babesia bovis T2Bo is the source of this 1437-nucleotide messenger RNA. RefSeq names its product cAMP-dependent protein kinase catalytic subunit PRKX-like family protein. Gene Ontology annotation, cellular component: cAMP-dependent protein kinase complex. The coding region runs from base 249 to 1328 and encodes 359 amino acids. Gene Ontology annotation, biological process: signal transduction; peptidyl-serine phosphorylation. The transcript is spliced from 5 exons. NCBI's taxonomy places the organism in Eukaryota, Apicomplexa, Aconoidasida, Piroplasmida, Babesiidae. Gene Ontology annotation, molecular function: cAMP-dependent protein kinase activity; ATP binding. The record is from RefSeq and is a predicted model, not a curated record.